AUGAGGAAGCGAAACCGUGCUUGUCAAGAGUGCCAUCAACUCAAAAUCAAGUGCGAUGUAAGCACAUCUCCAGGAGGGGCUUGCGAGCGCUGUAGCCGAAAUAACGUUGAGUGCGUUCCGGCGGCGCCACGUCUCCAACGCGACCGCAUCAACCAGCUCGAGGCUGAAGUCGAGGAACUCAGAAACGCGCUACGAGACCAAAGUAGCAGCGCAACGCCGAGCCGGUCUCCUGGGAGUCUCUUGGAUAACUACGAACAUAAUAUGUUAACCUUUCUGGACGCCCGUAUCCGUCCGAGCAAGCAGCAAGAACUGCUUAGCCAAUUUGCGCACCAGGCCGGAGCCGCAUGGCCAGUGCUGCAUCUACCGAUGGAUCUGGAUCUUGUCCGUACAAAAUCCCCAAUUUUACUGCUUUCCGUGCUGGUGUACUCUGUCACGCAGGAGACACAAGGUACCGAGCUCGAAGUACAUGAUGAGCUCGUGCGGGAGACAAUGCACAUACUCGGUGAUGAGUUGAUUGGUAGAGGACAGAGAUCCCUCGAGCUCGUUCAAGCGUUGCUCGUAGCUGCCUUUUGGAACAAGACCACGCGCAAGGGGCAACAAGGGAGUUGUUACCAACUCAUACAGCUUGCUACUGAUAUGGCCAUUGAUCUUGGAGUUGCGGGACCUUCGUUGCAGCCCUCGCCAGUGGCGUAUUUCGACCGGCAUCAGGAUCCUUCGUCUCUGGAUGCACGGCGUACUUGGCUUGCCUGCUUCGUAGCAUUGUCGACCUCGUCCAUUAGUACACGGCGGUCGAAUCCAGUUCCCUGGGACUCCCAUCUUCAAGACUGUGUCCAGGUCCUGGAGAGCAAGGGCGGUCCAUCUGAUGUUCUUCUUUGCCAGCUUGUUCGCAUAACGCAGCUGAUCGAAGACAUUAUUAUCCAAAUGUGUCUCUGCCAGACAGCGACAUUCAUCGAUGGGAACGAUUACCACACGCAUGCCACCAUGGAGCCUUUGCGAAUCAAAGUCGAUGCUUGGGCAGCACGCGUACCAGCAAGCCUUGCGUCUUCACUAACGCUAAAAGUAUGGUACCAUGUAGCCAUGAUACUUCUCCAUGAGGCAGUGCUUCAUACUCCGACGAACAAAUCGUCGUUUGCAGCGCCAUUCAUACCAGGACGCGUCGCGGUGAAAGACUUUCCCAAGCCAACCUUGAUCAUCCCUCCUUUACAGCCUGCACUCGUGGCCAUCGUCCAGCAUUGUCAAGCCGUCAUUGACACUGCCGCAGACAUGGAUCCCGUCCUGGUACUCAGCCUCCCUAGCUUCUGCUUCGCCCCAACCGUGCUCUAUGCUCUUUUCGUGCUGGUCAACGUCUUCGUCGCAGCCACAGAUCCGACGAACACUUACGGAGAAUGCUUAUCAAAGGACGACUUCCGUAUUGAGGACUGUGGAUUGAAGCUGCGGAGACUAACAGCAAGUAUGAGAGUUCUGGAUCCAACCAUGAGCUGUUAUACGACUCGCAUGUUUGAUGCAACAAGUUGGCUUGAGGAUUGGUACAAAGACUACACAGCCAUCCUGUGGCGAUAUGAGCAAAGUCUUGCCAUAGUGUAA
Molecule: messenger RNA, 1584 nt
Organism: Parastagonospora nodorum SN15
Lineage: Eukaryota; Fungi; Ascomycota; Dothideomycetes; Pleosporales; Phaeosphaeriaceae
Exons: 1
Coding region: 1-1584 (527 amino acids)
Biological process (GO): DNA-templated transcription; regulation of DNA-templated transcription
Cellular component (GO): nucleus
Molecular function (GO): transcription cis-regulatory region binding; zinc ion binding; DNA-binding transcription factor activity, RNA polymerase II-specific
Source: RefSeq, a predicted model, not a curated record